AUGGCAGAUUCAAGGAGCAGGAAGCAAGCUACCCUGGGGUAUGUUCGGGAUUCCCAGUUGACUCUUGGGUGCGUCUGUAACUGGACCUCGGAUGCAUCUGGAAGUCCUAUUCGUUUGGAUGCUAACACCGGCUCAAUUAAUAGGCGAUUUUUCGGCUCGAACUCAGACCCCAAAGAAGCUCCCAAGAAGCAGACUACGCUAUCAUUUUCGAACAAGAAGAGCAAGUCUGCCAAAAAAGAUAGUGAAUCGGAAACGGCGCAAGAUCCGGAACCCGUCAAUGGACAUGGAACUAGUGGAGAUGCGAAUGGUGGUGCUGACACGGUAGACUCAGCCAUCAAGUCGAAGCAAGAGGCUGUCAAGGCAGACGAGCCUGUCGAUCAGAACAAAUUGAAGAGAGAAAACAGCAGUGAGGAUGAAGAUAGUGAUGUCCAGCCUGUCAGCAAGCGCCGCCGCAAGACAUCCCGAGGGGACGAAGCUUCCUCCUCUCCCAAACGAAAAUCCCCAUCACCUAAAAGCCCCAAGAAGCGGUCGCAGUCAAGAGAGCGCUCGCCGCCAGCUGUCAUCGAGAAGGCAUCAGGCGAGAAAACACCGCAAAAAGAAUUGAGCGUCUCGGAUGACGAAGUUGCAGAAGAGGAGGCACAGUCUGCCAGUGAGGACGAAGAGAAGCCCGAGGUGAAGAAGAAAAAGAUUGAGAAGGCUCAGGCUACGUUGAAGGCUGCUGGAAAUGAGCCUUAUCCGGAUUGGAAAGCUGGCGACCCAGUUCCGUAUGCCGCGCUCUGCACGACCUUUUCCCUUAUCGAGAUGACCACGAAGCGAUUAGUGAUCUUGGCUCAUUGCUCUCUGUUCCUUCGCCAAGUAUUGCGACUCACACCCCAAGAUCUUCUCCCUACUGUUCAACUUAUGAUCAACAAGCUGGCCGCGGAUUAUGCUGGAAUUGAACUGGGCAUUGGCGAGUCUUUGAUUAUGAAGGCUAUUGGCGAGAGUACCGGACGUAGUCUGGCAGUGAUUAAGACAGACCAACAUGAAAUCGGAGAUCUUGGCUUGGUGGCCGCCAAGAGUCGGUCUAACCAGCCAACUAUGUUCAAGCCGAAGCCAUUGACUGUUCGCGGAGUGCACGAAGGUCUCCUUGGUAUUGCCAAGGUCCAGGGCCAUGGUUCCCAGGAUAAGAAGAUUUCCGGUAUCAAAAAGCUGCUGUCGGCAGCCGACGCAGCAACAGCAGCCAAGUACAUUGUUCGAUUCUUAGAAGGAAAGCUCAGACUUGGACUGGCUGAAAAGACCGUGCUUGUUGCCCUUGCCCAAGCUGUCGUCGCACACGAGGCCGCUAUGGAGGGCCACAAGACUCCCUCUGCCGAGAAAUUGGCCGAAGGUGAGGCCAUUCUGAAGACUGUUUACAGCGAACUGCCGGCGUAUGAAGUGAUUAUACCAGCCAUCCUCGAGCAUGGCCUCUCCAACUUGCCAAAGGUUUGCAAGCUGCAGCCGGGUAUUCCCCUCAAACCCAUGCUUGCCAAACCCACCAAGUCCAUCACUGAAGUGCUUGACCGGUUUGAAGGAAAGGAGUUCACCUGCGAGUACAAGUAUGACGGGGAACGAGCACAAAUCCACUACAAAGAUGCCAAGGGUCUCAGUGCGAUCUUUUCGCGUAAUUCUGAAGACCUAUCGAAGAAAUACCCUGACGUUCUAGCCAAGCUUGAUGGCUGGAUCAAAGAGGGCGUUCAAAGCUUUGUACUAGACUGCGAGACUGUUGCUUGGGAUACGGAGAACAAGAAGGUUCUGCCAUUCCAACAACUCAUGACUCGCAAGAGGAAGGAUGUCAAAGCGGAAGAUGUCAAGGUCAAGGUUUGCAUAUUCGCCUUUGACCUUCUAUUCCUGAAUGGCGAGCCUACAGUUAAGAAGUCCCUACGAGAACGCCGUGAGCUGUUACAUGAAUCCUUUCAGGUGACUGAAGGAGAAUUCCAGUUCGCUCAGUACGGCAACACCAACGUACUGGAUGAAAUCCAGACUUUACUUGAUGACAGUGUGAAGGCAUCGUGUGAAGGUCUGAUGGUCAAAAUGUUGGACACGGAGGAAAGUGGCUACGAGCCUAGUAAACGAAGUCGGAAUUGGCUCAAGGUCAAGAAGGACUACCUCAGUGGGGUUGGUGACUCUCUCGAUCUUGUUGUACUAGGUGCCUAUCAUGGCCGAGGCAAGCGCACAUCAGUCUACGGUGCGUUCCUUUUGGCUGCGUACAACUCGAGUACACAAACAUAUGAGACGAUCUGCAACAUCGGCACAGGAUUCUCGGAAGCGGUCCUGGAAGAGUUCUACAAUGCACUCUCCCCUUUGACGAUUGAUCGGCCCAAGCCCUUCUACUCCCAUUCAAACGUACCCAAGGACCAGCCCGAUGUAUGGUUCGAACCGCGGUUAGUGUGGGAGGUCAAGACUGCGGAUCUGACGCUCAGUCCUCGAUACAAGGCAGCGGCAGAUGAAUUUAUGGGAACGACUGGGGGAGGAAAGGGCGUAUCUCUUCGCUUUCCCCGAUUCAUCAAGUCCCGAGACGAUAAGAAGCCCGAGCAGGCAACGACCACGCGGGCCGUGGCGGAGAUGUACCGCAAGCAAGAAGCGGUCCAGAAGGAGAAUGCUGGCAAGGGAGGAGUGGAUGAUGAUUUCGAGUACUGA
Molecule: messenger RNA, 2655 nt
Organism: Aspergillus niger
Lineage: Eukaryota; Fungi; Ascomycota; Eurotiomycetes; Eurotiales; Aspergillaceae
Exons: 5
Coding region: 1-2655 (884 amino acids)
Biological process (GO): Okazaki fragment processing involved in mitotic DNA replication; DNA biosynthetic process; DNA recombination
Cellular component (GO): mitochondrion; nucleus
Molecular function (GO): DNA ligase (ATP) activity; ATP binding; DNA binding
Source: RefSeq, a predicted model, not a curated record